Molecule: messenger RNA, 540 nt
Organism: Diaporthe amygdali
Lineage: Eukaryota; Fungi; Ascomycota; Sordariomycetes; Diaporthales; Diaporthaceae
Exons: 2
Coding region: 1-540 (179 amino acids)
Source: RefSeq, a predicted model, not a curated record
AUGGGUUUCUUCUCAAAGUCCAAACCAGAAAUGGCCCGCGAGACCCCAAAGUCAGGCUCGAGCGACGGCGGUGCCUCUGACGCCGGCGGCGCAGCAUCGACAUCAGCGGAGCCCCAGCGCCCGGGCACGUCGGGCACGGAGAUGCUGCUCGUCAACAACCGGCAGCGGGCGUCGGUGCGCCUGCGCGACGCCCAGCGCAAGGAGCGCGCCUACAAGACCAAGAAGCGCUCCACGCAGGCCCGCGCCAACUGGACCGAGGCCAAGCAGCACUUCCGCGAGGGCUUCCACCACAACAUGAACGGCGUGCGCCUGUCGUGGCGCGUCGUCAGCUGCGUCGGGUACCUGUUCCGCGCAAAGAACGACAAGCUCAAGGCCGAGGCCGAGGAGAAGCGCAAAAUGCGCGCAGCAGACAAGCAGCGCAAGCUGGAGGAGAAGCUCAAGCGCGAGAAGGAGCUCGCUGAGAAGGGCGAGGCCGGCGAGGGCGAGGAGGGCGCGGCGAAGAAGGAGGGCGAGGGCGAGCCUGAGGCGGAGGCUGCGUAG